GUUUUCUGCGUUUUCUGCUUUCGUCAGCCGAUCAAAAAAUUAGACUGCGUGCGCGACGAUUACGUUGCUGACAUAAGUGGGACAAACACGGAAUUUCACAUCCAUUCCGUUUAUUGGUCGGGCGCUUUUCCACCGAAAAGUGAAAAUUUUACCAGUUCGGGGCACAAACAGUGGUGAAAAGUCAAGUUUUCUGGUGGAAAAGGGUGUUUUUUUUCGUCGCGACGCGAUUCUUACUACUCGGAUGAUUGGAUAACCUAGAAAGGUGUGUUUCGUCGCUCUGCCCUCCGUCUCUGUAGCCAGCCAGCCAACGCUACGGGAUCUUUCAUCGCCACCACGUCGGGAAUGGAUCGAAUCAAGUGUUAGGGGGAGUUUGUCUGGUGUGUUCUCGCCCCCAAAUCGGAGUUGAUUUGAAAUAGCUCAUUGUGUCUGUCCUCUUGUCUUGUUCAACGUGAAAAGGUCAGUCUUCAGAUUGUGUUAUUUAUGUUUAUUUUCUGAGCACUCAGCGCACUGAGAGGAAACUAAUAAGAAGUAAAAUAUAGGUCACUCUAAUUUGACCGAGAAUGAGCGUUUCAAGGUUGCUUCCGUUUAAUUUGACGACUUCGCAGAAGGUAAUCAUUGUUUCCGUGACCGCCGGUGUGGCCGUUCUUGGGGCGAUAGCUAGCUACUUGGGCCGUCGGAGGACUCCGAGGCCACAGCAGCGACGCCUUCGGAAACCGGGUGGACGGAAAGCUCGCAAUAGCGUUCGCAGUCCCAACGAUAUAAUAUCGCUAGCAGGAUCGAAAGCUUCCGGUCGUUCAUAUAGCCCCGGAGGAUCGAUUCAUGGCAUUUCGGACCGAAUGUCGUUGGCUUCCGGUUCCCUGGCUGCUGGAGGGGUCGGAGUGGGUGCUAGUUCAAUCAUUGGGGCAACGACUCCGCUUACCCCACAGCAGCUGGGAGUGAUGGGCAUGGAAGCGUUGGAGACGGUUAUCAGCUACUGGGAAGAUGCUUUGACAGGUCGGAACGAUCUUGAUCUACCGGCAAGGAUCACCGCCGACCAGGAAGAAUUCUGUAGGGAACUGCAGAACCUGUUGGAUGCAGCAUACAAUUUACAAGAGCAGGGAGAACUGCUGUUCCUGGAUGAACGAUCCGUGCUGUUUAGGGACGACGAGCAUAAGGUAGCCCAGGCCGGUAGGUUAUCCAAUGGACAUAGAUCUAGUUCAGAUCCAAACUUUGAUUCCGCUGAGAGUUUUGCGUCUGCUUUGGAUCAGGUUGCUGAUCUUCGGGAGUUUGAAGACUACGGUGAAGUCUUCUCCGAUGUAGAAAACUAUCCACUCUACCAGAGUGCACUGGAAUUGUUGGAUGAUCAACCCAUUCCCUGUCGAACGAUUCGAACCGACAUGGUCAGUUGUAAUUCGGACGCAGAAUACUACGCUAAACUGCACUGCGUACGACUUGCCUUCCAGUUGUUAUUCAAGGACCCAAAGAACUGCCGCUGGGUGGCGGACACCGGCCGACAAGUACUCACCGACCUGCUUUGCCUAGGCGACAAGGAUCCGAAGGAUUUCCUCGUGGCCUAUGAAUCCAUGCUUGAAUUCCUCCAGGACAUGGACAACUGGCAGGACAUAGAGCUAGAACUAGAAUCUCGCAACGUCAAGGCCAUGACCUUCUACGACAUAGUGUUGGAUUUCAUCAUUCUGGACGCAUUUCGGGAUCUCGAUUCGCCUCCGAACAGUGUUCUCGCGGUCAUCCAGAAUCGAUUUCUUUCCAACAGCUUCAAGGAGACGGCUCUGACGACGGCCGUUUGGUCCGUGCUGAAGGCCAAGAAGCGUUUGCUCAAGUUCCCCAAUGGGUUUAUGUCGCACUUUUACUGCAUUACCGAGCAGUUGUCCCCGCUGAUGGUGUGGGGAUUCUUCGGGCCCGACGAGAACCUAAUGGAAGUGUGUAAGUACUUCAAGGAGCAAAUGGUAAGCUUCCUGGUGGACAUUUACAACUUCCAAAAGUGUCGCUACACCACGGUGGAAGAGCUAGCCGAGGACAUUCUGUCGAACAUGAAAAUGAGGGUGAACAAUAUAGGCGUCAAGUUCAAUCAAUAGGCAUGUGGCGCAGCAGCUAGUUAUGUAUUUUAUUUGUAUUGGUUGUUGGAAAUGUUUCUAUUUUUAUCGCGAAGACAAAUUGUGUUACUUUCGUUCAGUGCGAAUAUUAAUCAAAUUAUUUUUAAAUUAGAACAGGGAUAGCUUUGAAAGACAUUGGUUACGGAGCAGAUUCGAAGCUACUGUACAGAAGUAGGUCGGAUUAGCGGUUCAGCGAGUCUGGAUUGUAGAUAACAUUAGUUGUAGAGAGUACUAGCAUCAACUAUAGACAUUAAUUUCUUUGGUAAA
This is a messenger RNA of Ochlerotatus camptorhynchus, 2357 nucleotides long. RefSeq names its product mitoguardin (gene Miga). The coding region runs from base 561 to 2072 and encodes 503 amino acids. NCBI's taxonomy places the organism in Eukaryota, Metazoa, Arthropoda, Insecta, Diptera, Culicidae. The record is from RefSeq and is a predicted model, not a curated record. Gene Ontology annotation, biological process: mitochondrial fusion. The transcript has 4 exons.